Molecule: messenger RNA, 1165 nt
Organism: Capsaspora owczarzaki ATCC 30864
Lineage: Eukaryota; Filasterea; Ministeriida; Capsasporidae
Product: nucleotide-binding protein 1
Exons: 6
Coding region: 41-1030 (329 amino acids)
Biological process (GO): iron-sulfur cluster assembly
Cellular component (GO): cytosol
Molecular function (GO): ATP binding; 4 iron, 4 sulfur cluster binding; ATP-dependent FeS chaperone activity
Source: RefSeq, a predicted model, not a curated record
CCAAAAAGAACAGACACAAAAGCCUUGUCCUUGACAAAUCAUGUCAACGCAAGUGGAUGUUCAGAAUCGCAGCGCCGACGUGCCCGAAGACGCACCAGAGCAUUGCCCUGGCACGGAUAGCAAUGCAGCGGGCAAGUCGGCCGCGUGUGCGGGCUGCCCAAACCAGACCAUCUGCGCGUCGUCCCGCCCAGCCGGCCCCGACCCAGACGUCGAGCAAGUCCGUCAGCGGAUGAGCACGAUCAAACACAAGAUCCUCGUCCUGUCUGGCAAGGGCGGCGUUGGCAAGAGCACGGUCACUGCGCAGUUGGCCUUUGGACUUGCUCGAAAUGAGGCAACCCAGGUCGGCGUGCUCGAUAUCGACAUUUGCGGCCCUUCCAUUCCCAAAGUGAUGGGUCUCGAAGGAGAGCAGGUGCACCAGAGCGCCAGUGGUUGGUCGCCCGUGUUUGUUGCUGACAAUCUCGGUGUCAUGUCGGCCUCCUUCUUGUUGCCCAACCCCGACGAGGCCAUUAUUUGGCGCGGACCCAAGAAGAACACACUGAUCAAGCAAUUCCUCAAAGACGUGGACUGGGGCGAGCUCGAUUACUUGGUUGUUGACACACCGCCAGGCACGUCGGACGAGCACUUGUCCAUUUCUCAGUACUUGGCCACGACGCAUGUGGACGGUGUUGUGAUUGUCACUACUCCUCAAGAAGUCGCUCUCAGCGAUGUGCGAAAGGAAAUCAACUUUUGCCGCAAGGUCAAACUGCCCGUCAUUGGUGUCAUUGAAAACAUGAGUGGGUUUGUCUGCCCGAGCUGCAAGAACGAAUCUCAAAUCUUCCCUCCCACGACUGGCGGCGCCGCCAAAAUGGCAGCAGACAUGGCUGUGCCAUUCUUGGGACGCAUUCCACUAGAUCCUAGGAUAGGACGCGCUUGCGAUGAGGGCAAGAGCUAUCUGGACGAAAUUGCCGACUCACCUGCCGUUGUGGCCUACAACAGCAUCAUUGGCCAAAUCAAGGCUCACUGCGAGGCUCAUCCUGCCGGUGCACACUAAUGCUCUCGCGUCCUGCUCCUUUUUUUUUUGCCAUGAUAACCAUUUUCGUUUCCAGCAUAACGUUGGAAGUGUGUGUGUUUGUGUUUUGUUUGUUUUUGAUUUCGUUUCGCCGCAUUGGAAAACAAUAUUAAGCAA